GACGUCACUUAUAUCUCUAGUAAUAAUAUAGGGACAUGACUGGCAAAGUGAGGGGUACUGGGAGUGUUACAGUGACGUCACUUAUAUCUCUAGUAAUAAUUCAGGGACAUGACUGGGGAGGUGAGGGGAUCUGGGAGCAUUACAGUGACCUCACAUAUCUUUAGUAAUGUAACCCCUCUUUUACCUGGGGGUACAGUGUAUGUGUGCCAUGUACCUCCACCCAAGCUAUUUAGAGCCCAAUACUCUAAUCGCUUAAGAAAUACCCUACCCCUGUAGUGGUCGCCUAUAAUAAUAAUAUAAUUAGUAUGUGAUGUAACCAGAUAGGACUAUGCACAUUUACCUAUCGUACCUUUUCUUUGUGAUUUUCAGGCUCUUCCACAGAUACGGAGACAGUUCCACCGGGUUGCACAGUAGUGAAGAAGACAUCUGGUGAGUGUGAGACACCCAGCAGCCAUCCCCGUGUGUCAGGAGGACUAAGCAGAACCCAGAGCCCCAUCACGGUGCCUGCACCUCACUCACUAAUACAUGAGAGACACAGUGACCAGAAGAUCCUGGAACUCACCAACAAGAUCAUUCAGCUGCUGACUGGAGAAGAGGGGGAGUAUAUAGAGGAACACGGGUCUGUACAAGGACAUGAUGAUGGAGAAUCACCGGCCCCUUACAUCACCGGAUGGACCCAGUAACAGAGAUACCCCAGAGAGAUGUCCCCAUCCUCUGUAUUCCCAGGAUUGUACAGAGGAGAAUCACAGGAUCCCACAGGAGGAUCAGGUAGAACGUCUGUCUGAUAUUAAAAUAGAAGAUAUAGAGGGAGAAGAAGAGACGUAUGUGACUGAUAUAAAGGCAGAAGAUAUAGAGGGAGAAGAGGAGACGUAUGUGAUUGAUAUAAAGGCAGAAGAUAUAGAGGGAGAAGAAGAGACGUAUGUGACUGAUAUAAAGGCAGAAGAUAUAGAGGGAGAAGAAGAGACGUAUGUGACUGAUAUAAAGACAGAAGAUAUAGAGGGAGAAGAAGAGACGUAUGUGACUGAUAUAAAGGCAGAAGAUAUAGAGGGAGAAGAAGAGACAUAUGUGACUGAUAUAAAGGCAGAAGAUACAGAGGGAGAAGACGAGACGUAUGUGACUGAUAUGAAGGCAGAAGAUAUGGAGGGAGAAGAAGAGACGUAUGUGACUGAUAUGAAGGCAGAAGAUAUAGAGGGAGAAGAAGAGACGUAUGUGAGGGGAGAUCAGCAGUGUAAGGAGGAGGAGAUCCCUACAGAUAUCAGCACAGCAGAUGGACACACAAGCAGGAAUAUCUCAGAAGUACAUCUAAUAUCAUCCCCGGAUUGUGAAAUAAAAGAUGACAGUAGACAGGAUUCUCCAGGAACUAAUCUCAUUACCCCAAUUGUACAUCCAGCUCUAUCAGCUGAUCCCUCUGAUCCUGGGAAAUGUUCUCCUGAUCACUCUGAUAUUGGUGCAUCUGUUACAGCUCUGACAGUAGAUACAGUGUUUUCCUGUUCUAUAGAUGCACCAUGUUCUACACAGAACACAAAGCUUAUUGCACAUCAACCAGCUAAGGCAGGUGAGAGGCAAUUUCCAUGUUCUGAGUGUGGGAAAUGUUUUGCACGGAAAUCAUUGCUUGUUAUACAUGAGAGAAGUCACACCGGAGAGAAGCCAUUUUCAUGUUCUGAGUGUGGGAAAUGUUUUACAUCCAAAUCAAAUUAUGUCAUACAUCAGAAAACUCACAUAGGUGAGAGUCCAUUUACAUGUUCUGAGUGUGGGAAAUGUUUUACACGGAAAUUACAUCUUGUUCAACAUGAGAGAAGUCACACCGGAGAGAAGCCAUUUUCAUGUUCUGAGUGUGGGAAAUGUUUUGCACUGAAAUCAACUCUUAUCAGACAUGAGAGAAGUCACACCGGAGAGAAGCCAUUAUCAUGUUCUGAGUGUGGGAAAUGUUUUGCACUGAAAUCAACUCUUAUUAGACAUGAGAGAAGUCACACCGGAGAGAAGCCAUUUACAUGUUCUGAGUGUGGGAAAUGUUUUACACGGAAAUCAUUUCUUAUUAUACAUGAGAGAAGUCACACUGGAGAGAAGCCAUUUUCAUGUUCUGAGUGUGGAAAAGGUUUUAAACACAAGUCAUAUCUUGUUAUACAUGAGAGAAGUCACACUGGAGUGAAGCCAUUUACAUGUUCUGAGUGUGGGAAAUGUUUUUCACUGAAAUCGAAUCUUGUUCAACAUGAGAGAAGUCACACUGGAGAGAAGCCAUUUUCAUGUUCUGAGUGUGGAAAACCUUUUUCACACAAAUCAUGUCUUGUUACACAUGAGAGAAAUCACACCGGAGAGGGGCCAUUUUCAUGUUCUGAGUGUGGGAAAUGUUUUGCACAGAAAUCAACUCUUGUUAUACAUGAGAGAAGUCACACCGGAGAGAAGCCAUUUCCAUGUUCUGAGUGUGGGAAAUGUUUUUCACUGAAAUCGAAUCUUGUUCAACAUGAGAGAUGUCACAGUGGAGAGAAGCCAUUUUCUUGUUUUGAGUGUGGAAAAGGUUUUUCACACAAGUCAUAUCUUGUUAUACAUGAGAAAAGUCACACCGGAGUGAAGCCAUUUACAUGUUCUGAGUGUGGGAAAGGUUUUUCACUAAAAUCGAAUCUUGUUCAACAUGAGAGAAGUCACACUGGAGAGAAGCCAUUUUUUUGUUCUGAGUGUGGAAAAGGUUUUUCACAAAAGUCAUAUCUUGUUACACAUGAGAGAAGUCACACUGGAGAGAAGCCAUUUUCUUGUUCUGAGUGUGGAAAAGGUUUUUCACACAAGUCACAUCUUGUUACACAUGAGAGAAGUCACACAGGUGAGAGGCUAUUUUCAUGUUCUGAGUGUGGGAAAGGGUUUAUACGGAAAUCACAUCUUGUUACACAUGAGAGACGUCACACAGGUGAGAGGCCAUUUUCAUGUUCUGAGUGUGGGAAAAGUUUUAUACAGAAAUCACAUCUUGUUCAACAUGAGAGAACUCACAGACGUUUGAAGCCAUUUGCAUGCUCUGAGUGAUUACUAAAUCAGCUCUUGUUGGACACAGUGGACAUCACACAGGUGGGGAACCAUUUUAAUCUUCUGGAGUAUACUCAUCUUCACCAUUUCCCUGCAUUGUUCCUUCAGGUUUUAUCCUAUGUCCUGUGUUUUUUUUUUUUACAAUAUACAUGCUGCUACUGGGUGAAAUAAUAAGACAUCAUGCCCUCCUUUACCUCUACUAUGCAGAUAACCUGUCUUUGCUCCGGGUACUGAAAACAAUACCAAUACUAAAUGUCUAGCUGAGCUCCAGGUGUGAGUGAUGCCAGUUGGCCGUGACUCAGUCCUAGCGAAACAGGUCCAUAUGCUAAUGCACGCCGACUCUCCUGUCUUCUGAUUACUUUCUCCCACUCCUAUCCAAGAUUUUUCACGUGCUGCUCCCUUUCUCUGGAAUUCCCUACCUCUCCCCCUCAGACUGUUACCAGCAGUACCAAGAAUCUGCCAUAAUUCAUUUGUGGUUGAUCUGUUAGCUAUGCAGCCCUGACCAUGGAACCUGCUGCCUCGCACAGUCCAAGAGACCUCCACCCUGGAGACCACAAACAGACUGAUGACUGUUACUCACAUAUUUCAUUAAUGUUCCUUCACUUCCUAAAUAUACAUCCCACAUGCUGA
This is a messenger RNA of Pseudophryne corroboree (corroboree frog), 3642 nucleotides long. RefSeq names its product oocyte zinc finger protein XlCOF6-like. NCBI's taxonomy places the organism in Eukaryota, Metazoa, Chordata, Amphibia, Anura, Myobatrachidae. The transcript is spliced from 6 exons. The coding region runs from base 634 to 3012 and encodes 792 amino acids. Gene Ontology annotation, biological process: regulation of transcription by RNA polymerase II. Gene Ontology annotation, molecular function: DNA-binding transcription factor activity, RNA polymerase II-specific; RNA polymerase II cis-regulatory region sequence-specific DNA binding. The record is from RefSeq and is a predicted model, not a curated record.